AUGCUGUUCGAUCUCGCCAACGAUCCCCGGGAGCGUCGCGACCUCGGCGGCGAUCUCACCUACGCGCCGAUCUUCCGCGAGAUGGAGGAGCGGCUUAACGCCUGGGCGAAGGCGCGCAAGAGCCGCGUCACGGUCGACGAUGCCUAUGUCGAGGCACGCACCGCCAGGCAUCGCCAGCACGGCAUCUUCUUCGGACAGUGGUGA
Molecule: messenger RNA, 204 nt
Organism: Ostertagia ostertagi
Lineage: Eukaryota; Metazoa; Nematoda; Chromadorea; Rhabditida; Trichostrongylidae
Source: the annotation of a GenBank genome assembly